Felis catus (domestic cat) is the source of this 3297-nucleotide messenger RNA. It is a transcript of the gene KLHL7, whose product is annotated as kelch like family member 7. Gene Ontology annotation, cellular component: Cul3-RING ubiquitin ligase complex. The record is from RefSeq and is a predicted model, not a curated record. Gene Ontology annotation, molecular function: protein binding. The transcript has 12 exons. Bases 600 to 2258 code for a protein of 552 amino acids. Lineage: Eukaryota; Metazoa; Chordata; Mammalia; Carnivora; Felidae. Gene Ontology annotation, biological process: protein ubiquitination.
CCGAGCUGCUGUUAGUAGAGGGUCGCGUUAACCAUUUGUCGAGCAGAAGCGUCUCCUCGUCUGCCGGUGCUGCGUGGCUCGCAAGUCAGGCUCCUGGGAGACUCCUGGGCUGGCAUAUUCGGCAUCGCGUAUCGGUUGUGUAACAGCUCUGCCCUAGUUAUCUCUUUGUGAGGCGAGGAUCCUUCCAUUGGCGAGCCGCCGCGUUAAGGUGUCGUGAGAUCUCGUGCGAAGAAGCCCAUUGGCACAGCCCAGCCCGAAGCCCCCUCAGAAGGAAGAAGCAUUGCUGGCCUGAAAUCAGCUACUCUUAGAUAAGGAUCCCCGCCCCUCGUCUGUGUUCCCCGGGUGGAGCUAGUUGAAGGCAAAUCCUCCUGUACGUGUUAAUUUAGAGCAGAGACAGUCACCGAUAAAUACCGCGCAGUCUUUUAAGGCCCCUCUGCGCCUCUGUUAUUAAGAGGAGCUCUUUGUUCUGUCCUUGACGUGUGGCGCAUUAAUGACCGUCUUCACGUCGGCGAAAGCUCCUGGCAUGGUGCAUGAAUGCGGUACAGAUCUGUCUGAAUGCCUUUAAAUCUUCCCCGGCUUUUGUGCCGAAGUCGCCGUGAAUGUCUGCAUUCAGUAUUAAAACGUUGUGUGAUGUGAUCCUUAUGGUCCAGGAAAGAAAGAUACCUGCUCAUCGAGUUGUUCUUGCAGCAGCCAGUCAUUUUUUCAACUUAAUGUUCACAACUAACAUGCUUGAAUCAAAGUCCUUUGAAGUUGAACUCAAAGAUGCUGAACCUGACAUUAUUGAACAACUUGUGGAAUUUGCUUAUACUGCUAGAAUUUCUGUGAAUAGCAACAACGUUCAGUCUUUGUUAGAUGCAGCAAACCAGUACCAGAUUGAACCUGUGAAGAAAAUGUGUGUUGAUUUUUUGAAAGAACAAGUUGAUGCUUCAAAUUGUCUUGGUAUAAGUGUGCUAGCAGAGUGUUUGGACUGUCCUGAAUUGAAAGCAACUGCAGAUGACUUUAUUCAUCAGCAUUUUACUGAAGUUUAUAAAACUGAUGAAUUUCUGCAACUUGAUGUUAAGCGAGUUACACAUCUCCUCAACCAGGACACUCUGACUGUGAGAGCAGAGGACCAGGUUUAUGAUGCUGCUGUCAGAUGGCUGAAAUAUGAUGAACCUAAUCGCCAGCCAUUUAUGGUCGAUAUCCUUGCUAAAGUCAGGUUUCCUCUUAUAUCAAAGAAUUUCUUAAGUAAAACAGUACAAGCUGAACCACUUAUUCAAGACAAUCCUGAAUGCCUUAAGAUGGUGAUAAGUGGAAUGAGGUAUCAUCUGCUGUCUCCAGAGGAUCGAGAGGAAUUGGUAGAAGGCACAAGGCCCAGAAGAAAGAAACAUGACUACCGCAUUGCCCUGUUUGGAGGCUCCCAGCCACAAUCUUGUAGAUAUUUUAACCCAAAGGAUUAUAGCUGGACAGACAUCCGCUGCCCCUUUGAAAAACGAAGGGAUGCAGCAUGUGUGUUUUGGGACAACGUAGUGUACAUUUUGGGGGGCUCUCAGCUUUUCCCCAUAAAACGAAUGGAUUGUUACAAUGUCGUGAAGGAUAGCUGGUAUUCCAAACUGGGCCCUCCGACACCUCGAGACAGCCUUGCUGCCUGUGCUGCAGAAGGCAAAAUUUAUACAUCUGGAGGUUCCGAAGUCGGAAACUCAGCGCUGUAUUUAUUUGAGUGCUAUGAUACAAGAACUGAAAGCUGGCACACAAAGCCCAGCAUGUUGACUCAGCGCUGCAGCCACGGGAUGGUGGAAGCCAACGGCCUGAUCUAUGUUUGUGGUGGAAGUUUAGGGAACAAUGUUUCUGGGCGCGUGCUGAAUUCCUGUGAGGUUUAUGAUCCUGCCACAGAAACAUGGACUGAGCUGUGUCCAAUGAUUGAGGCCAGGAAGAAUCAUGGACUGGUAUUUGUAAAAGACAAGAUAUUUGCUGUAGGUGGUCAGAAUGGCUUGGGUGGCCUGGACAACGUGGAAUAUUAUGAUAUUAAAUUAAACGAAUGGAAGAUGGUCUCACCAAUGCCAUGGAAGGGUGUAACAGUGAAGUGUGCAGCAGUUGGCUCUAUAGUCUAUGUCUUGGCGGGUUUUCAAGGUGUGGGUCGAUUAGGACACAUCCUUGAAUAUAAUACUGAGACAGACAAAUGGGUUGCCAACUCCAAAGUCCGAGCUUUUCCAGUAACAAGUUGUUUAAUUUGUGUUGUUGAUACUUGUGGAGCAAAUGAAGAAACACUUGAAACAUGAAAAGUGAAUGGACUUCAAGAUUUAUUGGAGACUCAAAAAUAUGGCCACCAGUGCUUUGUUCCAAGAGUUUGGUUACAAAGGUUUAGUUUGGUGUUUUGUUUAGUUUUGUUUUUAAGGAAAUUUCAAGUAAAGUAAGAUCGCUAUAAAAUAGAUGUUUCUUUUAUAUGAAUUUCCUUACUUAAUUCAAAGACCAUAUUUUAGCUGGCCACUUAACCAAGACAUACCUAGUGAGAAAACUUGAAAAAUCAUAAGCAUUUGGUGAAAAUACAAAUUCUUGAAUGAAUUUUACAUGUGUAACUAUGAUUAUGGCAGAGUGGGGAUUGGCUCGUCAGUGAAGCAGUCUCAUCUUAGCUCUAGAUUCUAUUUUCAUACAUCAUAGAAGUGCUAUGUAGGUAGGUCUACUUGUUUCUGUUCAGUCAAGAACGAAGACAUAGUAUGAAGUGUAAGUCAAGACAGGCAACUCUGAUGAAGCAGCUUAGUCUCACCUAGUUUUGCUUGUCUUCAUUUGUUCCAUUUAGUGCCAAAUUUAUUCCAUUUUAAAAGCAAGCCAGAGUGAGUCAAGGCAUACACAUUUUCUCUCACAAAACUUCAUAAACACAUUUUGGGCUUAGAAACAUACCCAAGUCCUCAUGAAAUAUAUUCAAUUAAAUAUAUUCUAUCUUUUAAACACAAAAUGUCAAGCUUAGCACGCCGGUUAAUUUAUAGUACUGUUUUACCCCGUGGUUAAAAAAUGAUUAUGCCUCUUCACUCACUGUUAAAUAAAAUAAAAUAAAAUCAUAGUAAGAAUGAUUAGCAAAAGAUAAAGCUAUUUAUAGCAAAUUUCUAGGUUACUAGAAUAGCACUGAUAGCUAUACAAUAUCAAUGUUGACUUUGAACUUCUUAUGGAUUUAAAAAGAUACAUGAUUUCUUUUUGUUAGCAGGACGCAUCAGAGAGGUUUGACCCAGGUAUCUCCUAAAAGUUUUGUAAUAAUUUGAGUUAAAUGUUUGUCAUCUCGUAUUAAUUGCUUUUAUGUGGUCAAUAAAUCUUUUACAAACCCAA